GGUCCUAGAAAAGAGGCAGAAGCCCGGGGACACCAUCGAGCUGACUGAAGAUGGAAAGCCCAUGGAAAUGCCCGAGAAGAAAGCUCCGCUCUGUGACUGUACCUGCUUCGGGCUGCCCCGGAGAUACAUCAUUGCUAUCAUGAGUGGACUGGGAUUCUGCAUUUCCUUCGGGAUCCGAUGCAACUUGGGAGUGGCCAUCGUGGAUAUGGUCAAUAACAGCACCAUACACCGAGGAGGAAAAAUUAUUAAAGAGAAAGCGAAGUUUAAUUGGGAUCCUGAAACAGUUGGCAUGAUCCACGGCUCUUUUUUCUGGGGGUAUAUAAUCACCCAAAUUCCCGGCGGGUAUAUCUCGUCCCGGCUGGCAGCUAACAGAGUAUUUGGUGCUGCUAUACUUCUGACAUCUUCCCUCAACAUGUUAAUACCGUCUGCAGCCAGGGUGCACUAUGGGUGUGUCAUCUUCGUUAGGAUCUUGCAAGGCCUUGUAGAGGGGGUCACCUACCCUGCCUGCCAUGGUAUUUGGAGCAAGUGGGCCCCUCCAUUAGAAAGAAGUAGGUUAGCAACCACUUCCUUUUGUGGUUCCUAUGCAGGAGCUGUUAUUGCAAUGCCUUUAGCUGGAAUUCUAGUGCAAUACACCGGGUGGUCUUCUGUGUUCUAUGUGUAUGGGAGCUUUGGUAUAGUCUGGUAUAUGUUUUGGCUUUUGGUUUCAUAUGAGAGUCCUGCAAAGCAUCCUACGAUCACAGAUGAAGAAAGGAGAUACAUAGAAGAAAGCAUUGGAGAGAGUGCCAACCUCCUAGGUGCAAUGGAAAAAUACAAAACUCCAUGGAGAAAAUUUUUUACAUCUAUGCCAGUCUAUGCAAUAAUUGUUGCAAACUUCUGUAGAAGCUGGACUUUUUACUUGCUGCUUAUCAGUCAACCUGCUUACUUUGAGGAAGUGUUUGGAUUUGAAAUAAGCAAGGUGGGUAUCUUAUCUGCUGUGCCGCACUUAGUGAUGACAAUUAUUGUUCCUAUUGGGGGACAAAUUGCAGACUUUUUAAGAAGCAGGCAGAUUCUCUCAACCACUACUGUGAGAAAGAUAAUGAACUGUGGAGGUUUUGGUAUGGAAGCAACUCUUCUUCUUGUGGUAGGAUAUUCUCAUAGUAAAGGAGUGGCUAUUUCAUUCUUAGUGCUUGCUGUAGGCUUCAGUGGAUUCGCCAUAUCUGGAUUCAAUGUCAACCAUUUAGACAUUGCCCCAAGGUAUGCCAGUAUCUUAAUGGGGAUUUCUAAUGGAGUCGGGACCUUGUCUGGAAUGGUUUGCCCUAUAAUUGUUGGAGCAAUGACAAAGAACAAGACACGUGAAGAGUGGCAGUAUGUCUUCCUCAUUGCUGCUUUAGUUCAUUACGGAGGUGUUAUCUUCUAUGGCAUAUUUGCUUCAGGAGAGAAACAACCCUGGGCAGACCCUGAACAGACAAGUGAAGAGAAAUGUGGCUUUAUUCAUGAAGAUGAACUUGCUGAAGAGACAGGGGACAUUACUCAGAAUUAUGUAAAUUAUGGUACCACCAAAUCUUACGGUGCUACAACCCAGGUCAACGGUGGCUGGCCGAACGGUUGGGAGAAAAAAGAGGAAUUUGUACAAGAGGAAGUACAAGACUCAUACAACUACAAGGAAGGAGAUUAUUCAUAACAAACCUAAAUAUUGGGUAUAUUUUGUAGUGUUUGUGAUUAAAUUCAUUGUGAUUGUUUGCACAAAGAAAUAAAAUGUGGUAUAAACAUUUAAACACAUAUCAAAGAGGAAGGUCUUACUGUAAAAAAAUACAUCAAAGUGCAAUCUGUAUGAGUUGUGACAUGUCAUCACUUUCAUUAGGUUAUAUUUGUUCUAUAAACAUUAGAGUUUUAAGGGUUUACUGGUCAAAACUAUAGAGGCAAUUACAUACUUACAGUAUACAAGAGCUAAAACUCAUAACUAAGGAUUAAAGCACAACUAAGCAACCAAGUUGGCACAUCUAAUGCUGUUUUUAGAAAGCCAAAAUUACUUGACCAUUAAAAAUGCACUUAUAUAUUUGUUACACUGUAUUGAAAGAGAUUGUGUUAAAUACACACGUUUACUCAGUGCAAUGUAGGAUUUGUGUGUUUAGUCUAAGACAAGAGCUUUCUUAAAUAAGAAAGGUUGAGUCCUAGGCAUUUACAGAGGAUUGAUCCAGUUCCUCUAAUGGUAAUUGUAUCAAGCCUAAAGAACAAAUAGGGCAUAUUGUAUGUUUAUUGUGAUUACAUGCUGCAGGCUACUCUGUGAUGAAUAAUGGAAUUAUUUAGGAGUUUUAUACUGAAUGUUUGGGCACAAAUUCUCAUUUCUAUCCUUUACAGAAACUUAUGAAAUUAUAGGUAUUGUCAUGUUCUUCCCUGCAUUAUCAACUCAUAUAAAAACAAUAUCUAAUGUUAAGUCUGACUUUUCAUGCAGACUGUCAAAUCCCUGUACUAAAAAACAAGCUUUAUUAUUCUUUUCUUUGCAGUAUAUUCCAACUUUGUACUGUUGUCUUUAGAGAGAGAAAAAAACUAAACAAUAUAACCUAGAAAAAGAUAUAGUCUUUUACGAUAUUCCAAAGAGAAAUUUACUAUGAGCAAGUAGCCCUAUGAAAAAGGAUGUAUUUGUUUUGCAGAAUAUUUUGAAACCAAUAGAAGAAACAGAGAAUAAUUUAACCCUUAUUCUUCCCUUAAUAGCUUUCAUAUUUUUACACAUCGUGCCACAGUUGUAUACAUAGAUAUAAGUUUAUUGAAGAUACUGUAAUUAUAGAAAAUUUUGCUAUUUUAGAAAUCCCUGAAAUAAAAA
Mesitornis unicolor (brown roatelo) is the source of this 2800-nucleotide messenger RNA. It is a transcript of the gene SLC17A6, whose product is annotated as solute carrier family 17 (vesicular glutamate transporter), member 6. The record is from RefSeq and is a predicted model, not a curated record. Gene Ontology annotation, molecular function: neurotransmitter transmembrane transporter activity; L-glutamate transmembrane transporter activity. Gene Ontology annotation, cellular component: synaptic vesicle membrane; excitatory synapse. Gene Ontology annotation, biological process: synaptic transmission, glutamatergic; regulation of synapse structure or activity; neurotransmitter loading into synaptic vesicle. The annotation marks the transcript as partial. The transcript is spliced from 11 exons. Lineage: Eukaryota; Metazoa; Chordata; Aves; Mesitornithiformes; Mesitornithidae.